UACACAAUUUCACCAUUAGAAAAGAUAAUAUAAGGCCGGAGGGAGGCACGCAAUCAGCUGCCUAGCUUAAAACAAAAGCACAGAGUCAUCACUACUCGACACUAAUCAAACAUUACACACCAAAGGGGUAUUUAAGCUUAUGCUACGCUGACGAAAAUCGCGUAAAUGCUGCAAACGUUUAUAUAGGCAGCAGCUUCGCUAGUAUUAUUCUAAAUUUCUCGCGCUCUCUUUUGGCAAACGGUCAACAAAAUUAAGAAAAACAACAUUAACUAAAUGAGCGGCACAUUGUCACUACCAAACGCUGAUGGCGUUGUAAACGCUGUCGAGUCACAGAGCAUGGACAUUGAGGUUCCGAAAAAUAACGGUUUCGGUCUCUGGCAAUGGUUAUUUAACUGGACAUCGACAUCACCGACAAUGCUGCGUGCCGUUGAGAAGAAGAUACUUUCGUAUCUGAAGCUGCCGUAUCGCGGUUACUUUGUGGACAUUGGACCGGCUGUGGGCGAUACGGAUAAGAUAUGGACGGUCAGUAUGAACACAGACUCCAAGGAGGUGCCAUUGGUGAUGUUGCACGGCCUCGGCGCCGGCGUGGCACUGUGGGUGAUGAAUCUGGAUAGCUUUGCCAAGGAUCGGCCCGUCCAUGCGAUGGAUGUGCUUGGCUUUGGCCGUAGCUCGAGGCCAAUGUUUGCCAAGGAUGCGUUGGUCUGCGAGAAACAGUUUGUGAAAUCUGUCGAGGAGUGGCGUCGUGAAAUGAACAUUAAUGAUAUGAUUCUAUUGGGUCACUCGAUGGGUGGAUUUAUUGCCUCGAGCUAUGCGCUGAGCUAUCCGGAACGUGUCCGGCAUUUGAUACUGGCUGAUCCAUGGGGAUUUCCCGAGAAGCCGCCAGAUUCGACGACAACCAAACAGAUUCCCUUGUGGUUGCGUGCCAUUGCACGCGUCCUAACGCCAUUGAAUCCGCUGUGGGCACUGCGAGCUGCCGGUCCAUUUGGUCAGUGGGUGGUGCAAAAGACAAGGCCGGAUAUAAUGCGCAAAUUUCAGAAUACAAUUGAGGAGGAUAUCCAGCUGCUGCCCCAGUAUAUACAUCAGUGUAAUGCACAGAAUCCAACCGGUGAAUCCGCAUUUCAUAGCAUGAUGCAAUCCUUUGGCUGGGCCAAGCAUCCCAUGAUCCAUCGCAUCAAGGAUGUGCGCAGCGAUAUACCCAUCACAUUCAUCUAUGGAUCACGCAGUUGGAUCGACUCAUCGUCGGGGGAGAAAAUCAAAUCGCAACGUGGCACAAGCAUGGUGGAUAUCAAAAUUGUAACCGGUGCCGGGCAUCAUGUGUAUGCGGACAAACCGGACGUAUUCAAUCGCUAUGUGAACGAGACCUGUGAUAUCUACAAAGUCAGUAGUAGUGGAGGACAUCUGCCACAUCCAACUGCUGUGUUGCAAAUACCACCAGAUGAGGAGCACGAGUUGCCCAAUCUAAAUACAGCGGAAUCGGUGGAGAUCAAGACGGAUGGCAAUGUUGCCGAAGGUGCAACAGCAACGACAACAACAACUGUUCAUGAACCAUCAGCAACAACAACAACAACUCCAGCUGUUGAUCUGGCCGAUGUUAAGCGCAAAUGAAAAUGGCCUUAAAUAUACAAUUUAAUAUAUACAUACUAUAUUAAGAGCUCUACUAACUUUGUUUUUGCCUAGUAUUAAAUGUUGUCUUAUCUUUAAACGCAUAGUUGUUAUUUUCAUUAAUUUAAAAUCGUUUGUUAUUCUAUUAUUUAUGUACACAAUCUUUGAUUCAAUACUAGUUCUCUGUGCCAGUAAAUGGGGUACAAAGUGCAAGUGUUCUCAUUGCUUUUUGAUAAAUCAAUGAAUGGUUCUGGUUCUACGUCAAACU
Molecule: messenger RNA, 1870 nt
Organism: Drosophila innubila
Lineage: Eukaryota; Metazoa; Arthropoda; Insecta; Diptera; Drosophilidae
Gene: puml
Product: (Lyso)-N-acylphosphatidylethanolamine lipase
Exons: 2
Coding region: 274-1605 (443 amino acids)
Cellular component (GO): lipid droplet
Source: RefSeq, a predicted model, not a curated record